Haemorhous mexicanus (house finch) is the source of this 1335-nucleotide messenger RNA. RefSeq names its product sterile alpha motif domain-containing protein 1-like. Bases 1 to 1320 code for a protein of 439 amino acids. The record is from RefSeq and is a predicted model, not a curated record. The transcript is spliced from 6 exons. NCBI's taxonomy places the organism in Eukaryota, Metazoa, Chordata, Aves, Passeriformes, Fringillidae.
AUGAACCUUCCAGAACCCCGCUCUCACCCCCAGCAGCGCCGCCAGCAGCAGCAGCUUCCUCCUCCUCCUCCUCACCCCCCUCGGGUCCAUGGCGGGGUCCGCCCCGGGGGCGCCGCCCGCGCGCGCUCCGGGGUGGGCGUGGCCUCGCCGUUUAUAAAAGCAGCGGAGAAGGGGCGUGGCUUGCCGGCGGCCCCGCCCCGCCCCCCGCGCAUGCGCCGCGCGGCGGCGGCGGCGGCGGCUCCGGGAGCGGCUCCGAGCGCCGGGCAGGGCGUGGCCAUGAUGGCGGCGGGCGGGGCCCGGGGAGCGAGGGACGGAGCCUUCGAGGAGGAGGAGGAGGAGGAGGAGGAGGAGGAAGAAGAGGAGGAGGAGGAGGAGGAGGAAGAGGAGGAUGAGGAGGAAGAAGCGGCCGGCGGUGAGCGGGGGAGGGGCGCGGGGGCGGGGCCUAAGGAGGCGCCGCCCGGGGCCCCGCCCGAGGACGACGACGGCGAAUCGGAGGAGGCCACGUCGGUGACGUCAUCGGGGGACAGCGGCGCCCCCUCCCCCCCCCGCCAACGGCUGCGCAGGUGCCCGGACCCGCCCACAGGGGGAGGAGAGCCCUCGAUCAUUCCCGGACCCGCCCCUGUGGGGGAGGGGGACGCCCCUGACCCCGCCAGCACAGCCGCCCUUGGUGGGGGAGGGGGCGUGCCCGUGGGCGUGCCCACCCCUUUAGGAGUGGGCGUGUCCCCGGUGGGCGGAGCUCCGGCUCCGGGGGGGGAGUGGCACCGCUGCCCCGAGUGUGGGCGUGGCUUCGGCACCUCGCGGGCCCUCAAGGUGCACCGCAGCUACCACCAGAGCCCCUCCCCCCCCUUCAAGUUCCACUACAUCUGCGCCGAGUGCGGCUCGGCUUCGUGGCCCCCGGCGCCCUCGGCGCCCACCGCUGCCACCGCGGCCGCCGCCGCCGCCGCCCCUCCCCCGCAGCCCGCAGCCCCUCCCCCCCCCCGCGCCGCCCCGCCCCUCCCCCGCCCCCUCCCCCGCCCCCCAGCCCCGCCCCCUUUCCGCUGCACCGAGUGCGCCGGCGCCUUCGGCCUGGUGGCCGAGCUGCACGAGCACUACAUGCUGCAACGCCCGCGGGGAGCUCUGAGGCCACGCCCACCGGGGGGAGGGACACGCCCGCUCGGGUGGGGACACGCCCACUGGGGCGGGGGUGCGGCCGGGGCCACGCCCGGUGAGGCCCCCGUGGUGGGGGGAGGGGCGAGGAGGAGGAUGUCGGUAACAGGAAGUGAUGUCACGGAUGACGGAGGGCGUGGCCUGGUUGAUUUAUUUUGGGGGGGGUGUGGUUGAGGGGGGGUGUGAUGU